Messenger RNA from Cyprinodon variegatus (sheepshead minnow), 2758 nucleotides. It is a transcript of the gene march2, whose product is annotated as membrane associated ring-CH-type finger 2. Gene Ontology annotation, biological process: protein ubiquitination. Lineage: Eukaryota; Metazoa; Chordata; Actinopteri; Cyprinodontiformes; Cyprinodontidae. The transcript is spliced from 5 exons. The coding region runs from base 344 to 1096 and encodes 250 amino acids. Gene Ontology annotation, molecular function: ubiquitin-protein transferase activity; zinc ion binding. The record is from RefSeq and is a predicted model, not a curated record.
AGCCUCGAGGAAAGCGGAAGCUCGCGCUCGCUGCUGACUGACAGUAGAGCGACAGAGAUAGCGCUGCUAGCCAGUUAGCACACACAGCUCCGGUUGAGCCGCUGCACCCACGUUAAGGUUCAUUUCUUCCUUCCUACAGUGAAAAUGAAAGUAAGGAGACAAAGCCAGCUUUUAUGGGCGCCGCUGAAACGCCGCUGAAGACCGGCAGACGGAGAGACAUUGUUCUGUUGCGGAGUACGUACGUACGUAUCGCCCACCCCUCCUCUUUGACUCAUCCAUCACAACCCUACGCCAUUGGUUCUGCCUGUGCAGCCAGAGCCUGGACGCAGGUGGCGCAGUGACCAUGACAACAGGCGGAUGCUGCCACCUGCCCGGCUCCCUGUGUGACUGCACCGGCACGGCGGGUCUGUGGAAGACGGUCGAGGAAACGGCUGGCGAAGGAUGCCAGGCGCUCUAUGUCACUCAGGUGACGGCCCUGGAUGGACGGCUGCUGUCCUCGGUGCUCAAACCCAUGAGCGUUCAAAGCGAUGGUCCCAUCUGCCGUAUCUGCCACGAAGGAGGCAGCAGCGAGGGUCUCCUGUCGCCGUGCGACUGCACGGGCACGCUGGGCACGGUGCAUAAGAGCUGCCUGGAGAAGUGGCUGUCAUCUUCCAACACCAACUACUGUGAGCUGUGUCACACAGAGUUCAGCAUCGAGAGGCGACCCCGGCCUCUCACAGAGGUAACAAAGUGGCUGCAUGACCCCGGCCCUCGCAACGAAAAGAGGACGCUGUUCUGCGACAUGGUGUGCUUCCUUUUCAUCACGCCUCUAGCGGCCAUUUCUGGCUGGCUGUGCCUGCGGGGAGCUCAGGACCAUCUCCACAUGGGGAGCUGGCUGCAGGCCGUGGGGCUCAUCGCGCUCACCAUUGCCCUCUUCACCAUCUACGUCCUCUGGACUCUGGUAUCUUUCCGCUACCACUGUCAGCUUUACUCCGAGUGGAGAAGAACAAAUCAGAAAGUACGUCUCCUCAUUCCCGAAGCGAAGGAGUCUAACUCUUCCCAGCAUUCCUUGCUCUCUAACAAACUGAAGAAGUCUGCCAGUGAGAGUAUGGUAUGAGAGCAGAUGCAGACAUGUGGGAUUCAUGGCUGGACUUCAGACGCACUUCUAGGCUCUUUGUUUAUUUUCCUUUUGUUUAGCCUGCUGCCAUGUUGCUUCUCACAAUCUGCAGAAAGAACCACGGUUUCAUUGAGUACUUUAUGUUUCUCAUCUUGGAUUUGGAGGUUUGAUGAAGAUUAUGCAAAAAAGACAAGAUGGAGACGGCAUGGGUCGUUAAAAACUUCUUCUGCCUCCUCAGCAUGGAUGAUGGGAGGAGCUCCAGCCACAGUUACCAGGGCUGAGACUGUCCCUUAUAGGUGGGCAGCCACUAAGUGGACGUUUGGUGCCUUGCAAAAGUAUUCACACCCCUGAUGUUUUACACAUUUUUAAACGUUACAAAUUAAAAAAAGACGCUAACUGUGAAGUGGAGCAUUUGUUACCAGAUUACACAUAGUUUGUAACUCUAACUUAUCAGUAUUUAAAGGAGUAUGAAAACCUUUGCAAGACAGUGGAAGAAUUUUUCUAGCGUGUGGAGAACGGUGGCUGCAGCCCACACAUAAUUUAAGGUGGACGUGUUUGAACCUGCUUUGGCUUUUCAUCCUUUCCUGCUUGCAGUAUGCCGUCAUAUUACUGUUACUGGGAGUCGGAAAAGCCCCUGAUUUAGAUUUAUACUUCACGAUCCAAAUGUUCCCAAGCAGCCUGAGCUUAAACCGCAGCUCAAUUUUGAAUUUCUCGUGUAGCGCGGGAUGACUGCGUAACAUGAGAUUGUGCAAUAAGAACACUGUGAAGCCCAGGCUUUUUACUGUAAACGAGUCCAACUAGCACAGUUAUGCAUGCAAGCUGCACAGUUGGGGAUUUUUAUUUCUUCAAUUUUUUUCCUGGCUAGAUUUACAGUUUCCAACUGUAGCAGGCUUUAAUGGCGUCAUCAUGUAGGGUUUUUAUUAUCAGCACUUAAUUAUAAGGAGUUUAUUUAGCAGGACAGAAAAGCAACUGUUUUUAAGGAGAAAUAAAUAUCCUUUUUUUGUUUUCUUGGUUAUGUUGUAAAUGUACAUUUUGCCAAAAGUUACAUCAGAUUUCGACGCUCUCCAAACAAUCUUUAUCGUUUAUUUUAGUACUACACCCGAAUGUGUUGGAUUUCUUCAAAACUGUGGAAGCAGCUAAUUUAAUCUAGAUAUUUAGAUAACGAUGGUCCUAAAGAACCUCAAUGAAAUAACUUAAACAAGAAAAGUACAAAACUCAAUGCUGCUUACAGCUUUUUGGAUUUGGGGAAAAUAAAUUGGAUCACUUUAAUUAUGACCUUUUUUCUUAAGGUUUCCAGAAAGCUUUUAUGGAAUUUAAUUCAUGUUUGCAUUUAGGAUUAAUUUCACCAAACAAACCUACAUCAGUAGUAAAAAGGCAGAUAAACUGAUUUGGUUUUACACAAAAUAUUUUUUGACUUUUUUAAUUUUAACUUAAAUACAUUUACAGUUUGAUCUUGUUCACUUUGAAAGGUGUGAUGAUGCUAAGAUGUCCUCGCAUACUUCAUGCCGUGGCUCUGGUUAAAUAUUUGGUCUUAUUUUCGUCUUUUUUUUUCUAUAAAAAAUAGAAAAUAUUAAAAUAUAAAUUUUGUUCAUCUAGUUUUUCCACAUUGUGUAAAAAUUAUGCAAAACUGCCCUGUUUUGGCGACAGCGUUACCAUAGAGAC